AGAGAGAGAGAGAGAGAGAGAGAGGUGAGAGAGAGAGAGAAAAAAGAGAAGGAGAGAGGGAGAGAGAGAGAGAGAGAGGAGGUAGAGAGAGAAGAGAGACUGUGGUGCGCCAGCCUUGGAGGCAGGGGAAGACAGACCGAUCUUUUACACCUUGGUUCUCAGCCUGUCCGCGCUCCGCUCGCGUCACGGUUCCUCUCUGAUUGGCGUCCAAUUGAUAGACCUCCGUCUGGCCCCUAGGAGGCCCACCACAGCCCCCAGUGGCCCUCAGCAGUUCUCUCACCUCAGACAGAGGGGGGACGACGAUGAAUCACCAAGGUUACAGUGCCCAUCUGUAGGGCUGCGUGAUUGUGUUGACUCUGUGGGACAAGCUACGUGAGUUUGGGACACUGUGGCAGGUUAAUGAAUAACUAAACGAUAACUCCCGCUGCACUCACAGCUGUGGGAUUAGCGUGUUCACCUGAGCUCAGGUGGAUCCCGGGAAAGUAAAGAGAUGUUUUGAAAUGGAUCCUUUUCCUGGUUUACAGAGUGACAGGUUGUAUAUCUCAAGUCUGCCGAGUUCUUCGACAUGCUGGAAAGGAUGCAGGUCCCUAAAUCUGAGGAGACGAAGCCCCACUCGCAGAGAAGCAAGGAUGACUACAUCCCAUACCCGCGGAUAGAGGACAUUCUGGAGAAGGGUAGCCCAUACCCGCAGGUGAUCCUGCCCCAGUUUGGGGGUUACUGGAUUGAGGAUGCCGAGGCGCCUGCGGGCACCCCCACCUCCUCGGAGAGCAGCUUCUGUGAGGAGGAUGACGGAGGGGGCAUGAGCCCUGGGGUUGGGUUCGGCUUCAGGCUGGAGUGUAACAGCUCGGCCAGGGCCUACCGCAAACACUUCCUGGGCAGGGAGCAUAUGAACUACUACUGCACAGGCAGCAGUCUGGGGAACCUCAUUAUGUCACUGAAGCACGAGGAAGCAGAGGGCCAGGAGUUCCUCCGCAUCUUGCUCAGGUCGAGGACAAAGACACACCAUGACAGGAUCUCUCUGGCAGGCCUCAACCAGCUUCCCAGUGUACCCCAGAUAGCCAAGCUCCUCUGUGAUGAUGUGACUGGCCUGAAGUUCAACCCGGUCCUGUACCCCAGAGGCUCUCAGUUAAUAGUAGGUUAUGACGAACAUGAAGUGAACAACACCUUUAAGUUUGGUGUCAUCUACCAGAAGUUUGGUCAGACGUCAGAGGAGGAGUUGUUUGGGAACAACGAGGAGACGCCAGCCUUCCGAGAGUUCCUCAGUGUUCUGGGAGACAACAUAGAGCUGAACGACUUUAAGGGGUUCCGUGGUGGUCUGGACGUAUCCCACGGUCAGACAGGCUCUGAGUCCGUCUACACCGUCUUCAGACAGAGAGAGAUGAUGUUCCACGUCUCCACUAAACUACCCUUCACCGAGGGAGACGUACAACAGCUCCAGAGGAAGAGGCACAUAGGCAAUGACAUCGUGGCGGCGGUCUUCCAGGAAGGUGCCACGCCCUUUGUGCCUGACAUGAUCGCCUCCAACUUCCUCCAUGCGUAUGUGCUGGUGCAGGUGGAGAACCCUGGUACUGAACACACAACAUACAAGGUGUCUGUUACAGCGAGGGAGGAUGUACCUCCGUUUGGACCACCUCUCCCCAAUCCAGCGGUCUUCAAGAAGGGUCCUGAGUUCCGCGACUUCCUCCUGACAAAGCUGAUCAAUGCAGAGAACGCCUGCUACAAGUCUGACAAGUUUGCCAAGCUAGAGGGGCGGACGCGAGCUGCACUGCUGGAUAACCUUCACGAUGAGCUCCACAGACAGACCCAAGUUACUCUGGGGCAAGGCCAGGCUGGGGAGGAGGACAAGCUGGAGAAUGGGGGCCAUGGGGGACUGCUGGAGUCCUUCAAGCGUGCCAUGCGCGUCCGGAGUCACUCCAUGGAGACCAUGGUGGGGUCCCACCGUCACCGGAGUCCAGGGGUGGGAGGGGGGGUCCCGGCCAGCUUGAGUGGAGGGGGGCUGCCACAGAGCACCGAGUGCACAAAGAGUACCUUCACGCCACCAGUGCUGUCAGCCAAGUCUCCCCUGAAGAGUCCAGUGAAGCGUCGUUCAGGCCUCUUCCCCCGACUCCACUCAAGCACAGAGAGCCCCUCGGACAGACACACGCGCAGUGACCAAAAGACCCCAGACAUCUGCCCGCUCGGACAGGAAGGGAGGUCAGAGACGUGGUCCAACCCCAGCUCGCCAGAGAUCUGCCCCAACAAGGAGAGGCCGUUCCUCAAGCUGAAGGACUGCAGCAGCAGACCCAACAUCUCCCGCUCCUCCUCCAGCACCAGCAGCUUCAGCAGCACCACCGGGGAGGGAGAGGCCCUGGAGGAGCUUGACACUGGAACCCACCCGUCCAUAGCCUCCUCGUCUGUGUUCAGCCCCUACCCUUCCCUCAGCGUGGAGAGCCACGGCUCUGCCACCCCCCUCAUCAUGUGUCGCAGUCCCACAGAUGUGAAGAGUAAGAUGUCUCCCAGGUCAAACUUGAAGUUCCGCUUUGACAAGAUGAGUCACGCCACAACUUCCGAAUAGAAAUCUGGAUUUUCCAAAAAAGGGACAACACUGUUGGAGCAAAGAACAUCCCCAACAUCACCAACGCAUUCACAUUGGAAUCACAAAAUGUACUGAACUUCAUGACUAAAGGGAAUUAAGUGGAUUAGCUAGUGCAUAAGAGCACACACGCAGACAGAUACUGAGCUGGAAAGGAGGGAGAAUCAUGUGAGCCCUCUCAGUAUCUCUCUCUCUCUCUCUCUCUCUCUCUCUCUCUCUCUCUCUCUCUCGAUGUGUCUGGUACAGAAAUAGCUCACAGUGAGAGGCUAGGCGCCAUGUGUUGCUGAAAUUCUCAUCUGUAACAUUAACCUCAUACAACAACUAAACAAGGCAAGGUUUAAAGGUCCAAUGCAGGCAUUUUAUCUCAAUAUAAUAUCAUUUCUGGGUAACAAUAAAGUACCUUACUGAGAUUGUUUUCAAAUGGUCAAAAAGAAACAGAAAUAGCUCCUUAGCAAAUGAUCAUUUCUCAAGCAAGAAUUUUGCUAGGACUAUCUGGGAGUGGGGAGGGGAAAACUGAACCUUAUUGGCAUAGAGGUUGGGAACUCUCUUUCUUAUUGGUCUAUUAACCAAUGUACUGCGUGGUGAUGUCACCAAUGGAAGGCCAAAACUCCAUCCCACCAGAACAGGCAGAAAUGUCAGGGCUUUUCAAACAGCUCUUACACUAAAAUGGCAUUAUCACCAUUUUCACAAUUUCACAGUAUUAUUCCAACCUCAUAGUGUGGAAAUAUAUAUAGAACACAGUAAAAGCUAGUGUUUGAUUGCACUGGGCCUUUAACCUCACAACAUUCAUCGUCAUUGAUUUACGAAACUGUGGUUAUAGGUCACUUUUUCGCUGCACUCAUCUCUUAGAUUACAGCGAUUGUUCAUUGUGGUCCUCUUCUGCUACGAUCUCCAUAUAUGGGUCCAGGAGGGUGUAAGUUGUGGUACUGGCCUUCAGAAACGGAUGUUGUUUCACCAUGGGAAAUAUCUCUCUUGUCUUUGCCCCAGUUUGUCUGUCUGGGGACAGUUAGUCUAUUGCCUUACAAGGAGUUCUUCCGGCAGUAGUUUUGCUUCUUUUUGAGUCACCUGUUGUAAAUGCUGGUCAUCUUCCCCUCUGGCCUCACACACAGUACAGUCAAUGCAGGUCAAUAGAACGGAUCAAUCCGCAAUAGAGAAAGAUACAGUAUUUAGAUACUGCAUAGAUUCUAGGGUUGGGGUCCGUUCCAUUUCAAUUCAACUACUUAUUUUUGAAUCUUAUAGGAAUUACAUUUAGGACAAUAAGGAAUUGGAAUUGUUGUUUACUUCCUGUUUCCGACAUGGAAUUGAUAGAUACGGCAUUUAUCUAUAUGGCUCAAUCAUCAUCAAACAGUAUUGAAGUGAUCGGGUUUGUCUUAAGCUGCCGAAGGAAGGGACUUGACCCUCAUAAAUCAAGUGCUCCAUUUGUGGAGAUUUGCUCACACGAAAAGAAAAAUGCCAUUGCGCUCUGUCACAAGCUUAAUUUAGCCAAAGUCGCGCCUUACAAUCUAUCUGAAACCCUUUCACUUUCCAUGUGCUUCUCACUGUGUGAGAGGUUGAGCAGAGAGUUUGGAUAAGGUUUUAUUGUGGUUUACGUUUAGCUGUGGGUGUCUGAUGAAUCCAGACCUGGGUUCAAAUACUAUUCGAAAUCUUUCAAAUACUUUGAGUGUGUGCUCUUGCCUGCCUGCUUUGCCGUUUUGGGACUAUUGUAUGUGUCCAUUAAACCAGACAAGGCUUAAUCAAGCACAAAGGACGUAUUUGAAAAGGUUUAAUGUAGCAUUUGAACCGAGGUCUGCUUCUCACAUGUCCUUAUAUAAACAGCCAGUUGUAUUUCACCCAAUGAAUCAAUGUUAAUUGAAAACAUGUCUGCUUCUAAAAGGGUGCAUGUCUGAGAAACUCACAGUCUGCUCCAUGGAAAUCGUUUUCAGUAGUUAAAGUCAUUUCACAGUGGUUUUUUUCUCUCACUAACAGUUCUCCAAAAAUAAAUAAUUGUCAAUAUAAUAUUUUAAAGUGAUUUUGGAACUGUGAUUGAAUGCCUUGUGAUUUUGGUGGUUCAUUUUUCAGUCUUAAGUAGAAGCAAACAGCAAAAAACUUUUGAUCUUACAAACCCCAAAACAAUAUUAGUGCAUUGUAGUUCCAAAAUAUAUGAUGGCUUUACCUUGUUGCAAGCUACAUGAUUACAAACCAAUCACGUGUGAAUGUCUUCACCCAGGAACACAUCGAAAUUGCAUGGUCUCCAUUGAUGUGACCAAAUCAGUCAGCUAUAUUUGAGUUUGGGAGAAUAUCCAUGCACUAUAGCUGUAAUGAGGUUCAUUCUUAUCGCUGGAGUAUUUGUGACUGGAGUUCUGUUAUGUGGUACACAAAAACUCAGAAAGUUGAGCAGGCCAGAAAGUUAUAUAGGAACUAGUCUUUUAGUUUGUAGAGGGCAUCCACAAGCGCCCCUCAGCCACCUCUUUGUUAAUAAGGCCAUAAUUUAUUGAUUUUAUCUUUUGCUAUUGAUGUUAUGUAAAAAUGUAAUUGCAGAUUAAAGUAAUGAAAGAGGUCAAAUGAAAGGAAAUGUUCAUUUAAAAAAGCCUAAACAUGAAUAUGUAUAUUUCGUUAUGUAAUGUGCCAUUAAGAAUUUAUUGUAAAAUAAAAUGUGGUAUUUUGUGUCAA
This is a messenger RNA of Oncorhynchus keta (chum salmon), 5221 nucleotides long. Its product is annotated as rap1 GTPase-activating protein 2-like. Gene Ontology annotation, molecular function: GTPase activator activity. The transcript has 22 exons. Gene Ontology annotation, cellular component: cytoplasm; plasma membrane. The record is from RefSeq and is a predicted model, not a curated record. Lineage: Eukaryota; Metazoa; Chordata; Actinopteri; Salmoniformes; Salmonidae. Gene Ontology annotation, biological process: activation of GTPase activity; regulation of small GTPase mediated signal transduction. Bases 566 to 2554 code for a protein of 662 amino acids.